Molecule: messenger RNA, 1254 nt
Organism: Pangasianodon hypophthalmus (striped catfish)
Lineage: Eukaryota; Metazoa; Chordata; Actinopteri; Siluriformes; Pangasiidae
Product: lysosomal-associated transmembrane protein 4A
Exons: 7
Coding region: 88-723 (211 amino acids)
Cellular component (GO): lysosomal membrane
Source: RefSeq, a predicted model, not a curated record
UCAGCAUCAGGAAGUGUCAUUGUGGUUUGUAAGGCUGUGUCUGUCAGUGUAUGUCUCAUAUGGUGUGUGUAAGCAAACCGGAGAAAGAUGUCUGGAACACGGUCCCUCUGCUGCCAUGUCAACACGGCCACCCGAGCCUCUGCCAUCUUAUACUUGGUGUUUAAUCUGCUGGUGGCUGUGGAUUUGACCAUUGGAAUAAUCCGAGAGAAAGAUCCGAUCACUGUCUCCUAUACUGAAAUGAAACGUACCCAUAGCAAUUGCAUCUUUGAAAUUAGCACCAACUUCAUUACAUUGCUUCUGAUGUCAUUCUCCAGUGUGCUGGUUAUGUUGUCUCACCGUAAGGGGUCAAUGUGUGUGAUGCCGUUUAUACUGUUCAUGUUUCUUGAUGUGGCUCUGAGUCUUCUCUCCCUGUUUGAUGCUCGGUUUGGACUUCCUGGCACUCCCACGUAUGGAGACGCUCUACGGCUGGCUUCAAACCUAAAAGGCGGGGUCAGGUUGGAGGGAGAGGAGCUGAGCCAUGUCACCUUGAUAUUUGGAGUCCUCUUCGUGAUGUACAUACUGCUGAAGGUGUAUAUGCUCCAGGUGUCCAUUCGCUGUUACUAUGUACUGAAGGGAGAUCGUAUCCCAGCAGCUGAGAACUCUGUGAUGGUGAAACUGCCCUCCUACGAUGAGGCUCUGAAGAUGAAACCUGAGGCCACACUCCCUAACUAUCAGGAGCCAUAAGGCAUAAAGCAAGCACACAGACUUGUUUCAUGCACUUCAUUCUGUGCACACCUGCAGAUGCACACGUGUAUACCAGCAACAUACAUGAUGGCACAUAUCUCAAUACACAAAUAAAAGACAAAAAUUUCCAGUGUUCACACUCAUAGCUACAAAGCUUAAUAUGCACAAGCCAGCUUUCACUGAUUUUAUGAUAUAUGCUUUAAACCAGUAUUAUUUCCAUUUAUACUGCCUUCUCAUAAACCGCUAUAUUUUGAGGAUCUGGUAAAGAAUCUUCCUUUCAUUUUCCUGGUUGAACCUAAUCCAAGGUUUUUAAACCAGUAGUGAUUUCCACUGACUGUACACAGAAAUAGAAAAACAGUAGAAAGUUGUCAAAUUAUUGAACUACUAUUCCAGAUUUGGUUCCUUUUAAGCUAAAGCUAUUUUUUUGUUUGUUUUUUGGAAAUGUAUUUAAGUAAACAGAUUUCAUGUAGAGAUGAUGCCUGAAAAGGUAUAAUUAUACAAAAUAAACAUCAUAACCAGUUCAAAAUGUUA